AUGUCUGAAAAUUUGAUUCAAUGCUGCCGUAUGAUUCUCGCUUUUCCAUAUUCUUUGUCUUUAUUAAUUCCCGGAGUGUUUUAUUUGGUGGUAUUGCAGGAUUGUGGAUACUUCAUCGAUGACAAACUCUGUUCACUCCCAAAGCAGCAUGCUUCUUAUGCUAUUGUAGAGAUUCCCACACACUCAACUUCUGAGAAAUUCGUAGGGACAGGUAUACCAACACUCUCAAAAUCUUUCCAUUCUGAGUUAGACAAGAACAACCUUGAUCUUUGUAUUCGCAACAGCGAAGAGUCCCCAAGGAAGCCAGGAAUGGAUGACCAUGAUGACAAAACUAAGAAGGGCAAGUACAAGGACAAGCCUGCUAGGUGGAACCAAAUUAAAACUGAGCUUAAUGCUGCUUUGGGUGUUCCUAUCGAUGUUCACCGCAUCAAAUCAAAGGUGGAUAGACUCAAGCAUGAUUGGAAAACCUGGCUAAAAAUUAAGUAUACAACCGGUGUUGGUUGGAAUGAAGAAUUGGGCGUUUUUGAGUACCCUCAUUGGGCUGCAUUGAAUACUAAAAUAGUUGGCGCAAUUAAAUUCAGGGACAAGCCAUUCCCACACAUCGAUGCGUUGACUGAACUCUUCCAUGACCAAACUGGAACCAUGGAGAAUGGGGCCACACCCUCGUAUAGACCAGGUGACGAGGUCACAGACACCACUACUGAUGACAGUCCCGAAUUACCAAGGGCUCGUGGGAAGAGACCUGUUGAAACUGCCCCGUUCGGAGUCGAUUCGCGUGGUACUAAGAAGAGUAAGGGAGAUGAACCAAGUUUCCAAAGUGCUUUGCAGAUGUAUCAUGACGUCCAAAAACAGAAGCAUAAUAGGAUUAGCACCAAGGUGGAGCCUGCCAAAACGACUAUCGAGGUGCUUUACGCGAUGGAGCUUACACCAGACGAUUUUUGGAAGGUAGUUGUUGAAUUUAACAAGGAAAAGCACAAGGCAUUGAUUUUCUUGACAUUGAGGACUGAGAAGAAGUAUGAGUGGAUUAAGCAUACAAACAUGAAUGGGGCUGGUCCAUCUUCAUACCCCACUGACAGUGACGAAGAAAUGGAGGACAUUUCAUCAAAUGACAAUAACUCUGACGAAGAUGAUUUUAUGGACUUGUUGAUGCUACACAUCAUGUAUCAGUAUGAACAACGACUUUUGAAUGCACAAUAUUUGGCGCCUCCAAUGUCGGGUGCACAAUACGUUCAACGAGUACUUCAUCAUUCGGAUCCAAGGAAACUCCGUUCAGCUAUUCAACUAAAUCAUGCAAUGUAUUAUGCGUUGUGGUCUGGCCUGGUGGACUAUGGCUUGUGGGUUGAAAAUUCCAACACCAAAGUUCACAUUGAUGAAGCUUUGUUCAUGUUUAUGUACACCGUUGCAACAAAGCGAACAACACGUGAUAUUGUAGAUAGGUUUGAGCACUCUCUUGAGACGAUGUCGCGCAACUUACAGGACAUGGCAGACGCAAUUGCUAGGGAUCACUUCCCUGCGUAUGGUGACGAGGCUGAUGAUAUUGUUUUCCAGACGCAACAUGAUGCUAAUGGCCCCUAUGUCAUGGAAUAUCAAAGACUUGAUCAGUCUCGACAAGGGAUCAAUCGAUGGAAUGAGUUUCGGGAUGCUGUGAAUGAGGAUGGCUUUCCUCCCGCAUCUGCCACACGUUACGUUCCCUAUCACCAUUUUCCCAAAGGAUACGGUUUGACUAUGAUUAGCCAUAGGCUGCCGGAUAGAUCUGCGUUGAAAAUGAUGGAGCGAAGACUCCUGCGUCAGCGAUUGACUCCUGCUGCACAAGUGCCAAACUUUCCUGGGUCUUUGAUUUGUUUCGUUAUGUUUGGGGUGGUGGAUUACGAAUGGUGUUUGGGGGAUGGUUUUUGGAACGGCAAAAUGGCGAGAACAAGAGUAGAAAAAAUGUCUACGCCAGAGCCUAACCCAGCGUCAUCAUCAGGCUCAAGCUUAGAUGCCAGCGAGCGAUAUAAGAGUGUGAACAGAAACAAUAUGGACAAGAGUCUGCCUCCAACACAACCCAUUGAAUGGCACAACAGUUCACCAUCUCAUCAAGACGACAAUGAUGAAGAAAGAAAUAGUAGAGAAGAGAAGGUCGAAGCAUCUACAUAUGCCGCCGAAGUGAGAAAUGGGAAGAGGAAUGAUGGCGGUGAUGAUAAAAAAGCAAAGAAGAAGACUGCAGCCACAAAAUAUGAAGGGAAAAACAAAGCAAAGAAGGAGAAUGUUGCACAAAAUAAACAACACAUAAAAGAGAUUUUAAAAUUUCAAUCCAGGGUGUCGCCGACUGGAGCUUUUAAAAUUUUCAGUGUGCUUGAUGAUGGUCAAAUAAAGUUGGCUCAGGAAACAGGUUUUGGGCACCUUUUGAGCCUAGGAAUCAGUCAACUUUCACACCCAGUUUUGUCCCUUUACCUUUUAUGCAAUUUCAUGUUCAACAACAAGACGUUGCUAAUUCAAGGUGGAAGACAAUUACUGAAGAUCACGGAAGAAGAUGUGGAAGCUGUGCUUGGACUACCACGUGGUCCAAAGAUAGUAGUUGAAGCCUAUGAUUCCUUGGACAAGUCCGAAGAUCAAGAGGAGUACAGGAAUCUGUUUGGCUUUGGAAGUGGCGAACCUCUGGAUAGGAUUGCAGUACCGAAAAGAUUGGAUGAGGAUGAGCCCACUCAGACCAAGAAUGACAAACCUAAAUCAACAAUAGGAGAGGAGAUGAGGAAGAGAAUGGUAGGCCAUGCACAGAAAAAAGAAGAAGUCCAAGAAGAACCACAAGUAAAAUCAGUUCCCACUGACCCUAUAUGGUGGAAUUCUCCGGAAAUGUUGGAGUGCAUUAGGACGAUGGACCAGGUUAUAAAGGAGGCCAAGCGUAAAGUCCCAGAACUGAGUGAUGGGUCAACAUCCAACUUACACAUUUCUGAAAAUGUUACAGAACACCAAGCUAAUAUUCCUGAUGCCAAUAAUGUUGAUGGAAAAGAGUUUAGUGCUGAGAAUAUUCAAGAUUUUGAUGGUUUCACACCCGAAGGAGAUGCAACUGUUAAAAUUGCCAUAGAUUUUGCAAGAUCUUAG
Molecule: messenger RNA, 3081 nt
Organism: Oldenlandia corymbosa var. corymbosa
Lineage: Eukaryota; Viridiplantae; Streptophyta; Magnoliopsida; Gentianales; Rubiaceae
Source: the annotation of a GenBank genome assembly